Molecule: messenger RNA, 1042 nt
Organism: Astyanax mexicanus (Mexican tetra)
Lineage: Eukaryota; Metazoa; Chordata; Actinopteri; Characiformes; Acestrorhamphidae
Exons: 3
Coding region: 39-863 (274 amino acids)
Source: RefSeq, a predicted model, not a curated record
UGUUACUACUCCAGGAGCUCAAUCCUCGAGGAUGCGAGAUGAGAGCACGCCGAAGAUUCGUAAGAAGAACCUAUCACUCGAUGGGGCCGAAUUAUCUAUGGAAUGCUGAUGGUUACGACAAACUUAAGCCGUUCGGCUUGGCCCUGUCGGGGUGCAUAGAUGGGUUUUCGCGGAAAAUAUUGUGGCUUGUAUGUGGGCCGACAAAUAACGACCCAUCAGUCAUUGCUCACAAUUUCCUCUCUUGUGUACGAAACCUCGGUGUUGUACCUAUGAGAUUGAGGACUGAUUGUGGCACAGAGAACGGCACUAUGGCCGCAAUUCAGUGUACCCUACGCCAACAGCACACAGACUACUUCUCAGGAGCGUCUAGCCACAUGUACGGCUCAUCCACAAACAAUCAACGCAUUGAGUCGUGGUGGUCCAUAUUUAGAAAAGGAAGGUCUCAGUUCUGGAUGGAGUUAUUUGCUGACCUCAGAGAUGCAGGGCAUUUCAAUGGAAGUCAUGAGCAUCAAUGCUUGGUGAGGUUUUGCUUCACUGAAGUCCUGCAGAAGGACCUGGAUGAAUGUGUUACUCUGUGGAACAGUCACAGGAUUCGCACAUCGAGAACAGCAUCAUGUCCUGGGGGAGUGCCCAAUGAACUGUACUACUUACCACACAGGUUUGGCUCCAGGGACUGUGGGUUUGGAAUUCAACAGACAGAAUUGGAUGUCUUCCCUGAGGACAAGUCAAUCAGUCCAUGUGGUGACCCAGACAUCCAGGAGUACUUGGACUUUGUUAUGGAGCACAUUCAGCUGCAGAUGCCAAAUAACUGGGAGGCAGCAUCAGAACUGUAUCUACAGCUUAAAGACAUUGCACAGCUAUAACUGUUCUGAUCACAGAUAUUAACUGUAACUUUUGGAGUUCAGCUGGAAAAGAUCUGACCCAAAUAAUAAGAAAUAUUGUAAAAUCAUAAAAAUAUAUAUAUUUUUUUGCAAAUAUGAACAAAAAUGCUUCAAGAAUUGUAUAUCUGAAUCUACAAUAAACCUGAAUUCAUUUAAGGAAA